Molecule: messenger RNA, 4712 nt
Organism: Pimephales promelas (fathead minnow)
Lineage: Eukaryota; Metazoa; Chordata; Actinopteri; Cypriniformes; Leuciscidae
Gene: stat3
Product: signal transducer and activator of transcription 3 (acute-phase response factor)
Biological process (GO): regulation of DNA-templated transcription; signal transduction
Molecular function (GO): DNA binding; DNA-binding transcription factor activity
Source: RefSeq, a predicted model, not a curated record
CUGUGCAUGAAUAAAGUUGUUCACUUCCCCAUUGCUCACACAGCAGGUAGACAUGGCGAGCAAGGUUGCGGUUCAUUUUGUGGAUAACAAUGUCAACAUGGCCCAGUGGAAUCAGUUACAGCAGUUGGAGACGCGAUAUCUGGAGCAGCUGUAUCACUUGUACAGUGACAGCUUCCCCAUGGAGCUGCGGCAGUUCCUGGCCCCCUGGAUCGAGAGCCAGGACUGGGCGUAUGCAGCCAACAAGGAGUCUCACGCAACGCUUGUGUUCCAUAACCUGCUGGGUGAGAUUGAUCAGCAGUACAGCCGCUUCCUGCAGGAGAACAACGUCCUGUACCAGCACAACCUGCGGCGCAUUAAACAGCACCUGCAGAGCAAGUAUCUGGAGAAGCCCAUGGAGAUUGCCCGUAUCGUGGCCCGCUGCCUGUGGGAAGAGCAGCGUCUGCUGCAGACGGCCACCACUGUGCAGCAGGAUGGCCAGGUUGCCCAUCCCACAGGAACUGUGGUGACAGAAAAACAGCAGAUACUUGAACACAACCUGCAAGACAUCAGGAAGAGAGUACAGGAUAUGGAGCAGAAGAUGAAGAUGUUGGAAAAUCUGCAAGAUGAUUUUGACUUUAACUACAAAACUCUAAAGAGUGCUGGAGAGUUGUCUCAGGACCUGAAUGGAAACAGCCAGGCAGCAGCUACCAGGCAGAAGAUGUCUCAACUGGAGCAGAUGCUGAGCGCUCUGGAUCAGCUGAGGAGGCAAAUAGUGACUGAGAUGGCAGGUCUGCUGUCUGCCAUGGACUUUGUGCAAAAGAAUCUGACCGAUGAAGAACUGGCCGACUGGAAGAGGAGACAGCAGAUCGCUUGCAUCGGAGGACCACCGAACAUCUGCCUGGACCGCUUGGAGACAUGGAUCACCUCUUUGGCUGAGUCACAGUUGCAGAUAAGACAGCAGAUCAAGAAACUGGAGGAGCUUCAACAGAAGGUCUCGUACAAAGGAGAUCCAAUUAUUCAGCACCGCCCUGCUCUGGAAGAGAAGAUCGUAGACCUGUUCCGCAACCUUAUGAAGAGUGCAUUUGUUGUUGAGAGACAGCCUUGUAUGCCCAUGCACCCUGACCGACCCCUUGUCAUCAAAACAGGAGUUCAGUUCACCACCAAAGUCAGGUUGCUUGUGAAAUUCCCAGAGUUAAAUUACCAGCUGAAAAUCAAAGUGUGCAUUGACAAGGAGUCAGGUGACGUGGCAGCCAUUCGAGGUUCACGCAAGUUCAACAUCCUUGGCACCAACACGAAGGUGAUGAACAUGGAGGAAUCCAACAAUGGCAGCCUGUCAGCAGAGUUCAAACAUCUGACUCUACGAGAGCAGAGAUGUGGCAACGGAGGUCGAACCAACAGUGACGCUUCUCUGAUAGUGACUGAAGAACUUCACCUGAUCACAUUCGAGACAGAGGUCUACCACCAAGGACUAAAGAUCGACCUUGAGACGCACUCUCUCCCAGUGGUGGUCAUCUCUAAUAUCUGUCAAAUGCCAAAUGCAUGGGCGUCCAUCCUGUGGUACAACAUGCUGACCAACCAUCCCAAGAAUGUGAAUUUCUUCACCAAACCUCCGGUGGGAACGUGGGAUCAGGUGGCAGAGGUGCUCAGCUGGCAGUUUUCAUCCACAACCAAAAGAGGACUUACCAUUGAGCAGCUUACCACACUUGCAGAGAAACUUUUGGGUCCGUGUGUAAACUACUCCGGUUGCCAAAUCACAUGGGCCAAGUUCUGCAAAGAGAACAUGGCAGGAAAAGGUUUCUCAUUCUGGGUGUGGCUAGACAACAUUAUUGACCUAGUGAAGAAAUAUAUUUUGGCUCUAUGGAAUGAAGGGUAUAUUAUGGGCUUCAUCAGUAAAGAAAGAGAGAGGGCAAUCCUGAGUCCAAAGCCUCCAGGGACAUUCCUGCUACGCUUCAGUGAAAGCAGCAAAGAGGGAGGAAUUACCUUCACCUGGGUUGAGAAGGACAUCAAUGGUAAGACCCAGAUCCAGUCAGUUGAACCGUACACUAAGCAGCAGCUCAACAGCAUGUCUUUCGCUGAGAUCAUCAUGGGCUACAAGAUCAUGGAUGCCACCAACAUCCUCGUCUCGCCGUUGGUCUACCUCUACCCCGAUAUCCCCAAAGAGGAGGCGUUUGGCAAGUACUGCCGCCCCGAGGCCCAGCCUGAUACUGAGUUCCCUGACCCUGGAUGUGUAAUUCAGCCCUACCUGAAGACCAAGUUCAUCUGUGUCACCCCGUGUCCUUCUGUCUUCAUGGACUUCCCGGACAGUGAGCUGUUUGGGAACGGCUUCCCUGGGACUAACUCUGGCAACACAAGUGAUUUGUUCCCGAUGUCCCCUCGUACACUCGAUUCUCUCAUGCACAAUGAAGCCACGGAGGCCAAUCCGGGACCUCUCGAAUCCCUGACUCUGGACAUGGAGUUGAGCUCCGAUCAUCCCUCACCCAUGAGAGAGGGGUUUGCAGCCUCAGCAAUCUCAGAUAUGGACACCUGCCGAAAUGCUUAGGUUUCCAACGUUUUAGAUUUUUUUUUUUUUGUUUGUUAUUUACAUAGGGAAAAUGAAUUGUCAUGUAUAUAAUGUGCUUAGGUGCUAGAGCCCUUUUCUGUCUCCGAGCCAAUUCUUUUCUUUUCAGUUUUACAGGCAUAGCCACAAGCGUGCAAAAACACGCUAGAAAGUUCACUUUUCGUCUUCAUGUCAACAUUGAUAAUACUGAAUUGAACUCAUUCUUUUUUAAAUGGUUAAGAUGUUAACUUUUAUUUGUCUUUUAUUACAUGAGGCAUUGAAGACCAAUAACAGGAGUUUUUAGCUUUUUUGGGCCUUUGUCAAAGAAGGUUAAUAUAAAGAUUAUGUAAAAGUUUUUCAAUAUGGUUGAUUGCAGACAUUUGGCCAUGACUCUCACUUGUAUUGCGGUGUCCACUGGUGUUAGUUAACAUGAAACUUAUUUUGAUCUGAUAGCAUAGCAUAUGCCCAGUGAAUUCUUCAUUCAUCAUUCUUUAUGUUGAUCUUUUGAAAUGAGUGUGAAGGGGAGUUAACUUUACAGUAGUAUUGAUCAGCAGUUCCUUAAAGCUGCCAAACCCGGCAUGAUCUUGUACCGUGUUGAACAUAAAUUUCAAAUCUGGAUUUGAACAGAAUUAUCAUUAAUGGUCAGAUGAUAAGUUUGUGCAUGCAGGUCUAUAAUGUCCAUUUUAGCUUCUGGUUUAUAUAAAUAUACUGUAUUUUAAUGUUUUACUGAAAAAUAUUUGAGUCUUUUAUUGGAUUUCUAUGGGAAGUGCAUGGAAGAAGAUAUAUAUUACGCAGAUGAGCAAAUGUGAUAUUUCCACCAUAUUACAGUGUCCUAAAUGUGAUGUUUGUUGUGCUAACUUAGCAGGCAAAUCUUGCACUAUAAUUGUAACAGUUAGAUGGUGAAUCUUCUAUAUAGAGACACAUUCAUACAUGCACAUAUAUAUACAGAUAUUUAUAAUUUUGUUCAAUUCACUGAUCUGUUGUCAUCAUGUAAGGUAGCGCUUCAAAUGGAAAUAUGAUGGAAAAUGAUGUUUCUUCAUUGUGUAACUACUUUUUAAACAUCUGUCAGUCUGAGUUUGUUUCCCGUCUGUGUAUCUAUCCUUUCUUCUACUUUGUGUGUGUAUAUUAUAUACACACACAUAUAUAUAUAUACACACACACUGCACUAUGUAUAUUCUCUUUAUUGUAUAAUGAAUUCUUGUUGAGAAACUAUUAUCAGCUCUUUGUGUUUUUGAGGCGGUUUGCAAAAGACCACAAACCUUUGAACAAUAGUGUGUCACCAUACUGUAUAUAUGUCAUCUACCAUAACAUUAGAAAGUGGAAAUAGAGUCUGUACUAAUACAAAAGAUGACUAGUACUACAGUUAGGGAAAUCAGGACUGGCUUUUACAAGGUGCCCCCAUAUAGUUGCCCUGUUGGGGCAUUUUAUCUCAGACCUAGUGGAGCAAAAUGAAGUGAUUGGGUUUCAGUGGAUAUUUAAAGGUCAUUUUUCCUGAAUGAAUCUCAUCUGCUUUUAUGCAAAUGGUAAUUACUGAGUGUUUAUCUCUCUGUCUAGCUGUCAUUACCCCAGCCAUUCUGCUGUAAAGGUUAAAAAGAGAUGGAGAGAGACAUCGCAUUGGACGUUGUGCUUUGACCUUUCGCCAAGGUUUUUUAAUCAGACGUCCAGCUGUUUAUUAGGUUUGCAGUAAUGAUGUUUAUACUUUCAAAAUAAUUGCAUUUUUAUGGAGACCGGUGACUCCGGAAGACUGAGAAUACAUCGGUUAAAUUUGUGUUGUCUUUAUGCAAGAGGCACAAAAACAGGAUUUUUUUUAUUUGCAUAGUUCUUUUUUUCUUUGUUUGUUCCUAUUCCAUGAUACAACAUCAUGGUCUUUAUUCAAGUAUAUACCAUUCCUGACAUUCUCUAUGUGAAGCUGUACUGAAAUUUUAAUAAUCUCUUGGUCAUUUUCUUCAGAGAAAUGUUCUCCCAUGUGCCAUUAAUAACAAUCCUCGCUAUUUUGUUCUUUUAAAGAUAUUGAUUCUGCUUUAUUCAUGUCAUUUUCCAUGACAGUAUAACAUAAUGUAACUGUAUAAUUGUAAAUGUUACGGUAUAUUUUUUCUCCACAAUUAUUCAUCGUGAGCAUUGUAGAAACAAAUAAUUUAACACUGAAUAUGUUUUGCAGAAACAAAUCCCUUCUGAAAUAAAGCUGUUAUAUUGGCUA